Molecule: messenger RNA, 546 nt
Organism: Cydia splendana
Lineage: Eukaryota; Metazoa; Arthropoda; Insecta; Lepidoptera; Tortricidae
Product: 3-hydroxyisobutyryl-CoA hydrolase, mitochondrial-like
Exons: 1
Coding region: 1-546 (181 amino acids)
Biological process (GO): L-valine catabolic process
Cellular component (GO): mitochondrion
Molecular function (GO): 3-hydroxyisobutyryl-CoA hydrolase activity
Source: RefSeq, a predicted model, not a curated record
AUGGCCGAAGCGCGUAUUGGUUGGAUCGCCGGCAUGCCACAUUUCUUACCAAAACUGAAUAAUCAUUUAGGAUUCUACAUGGCAUUGACUGGUAAACGCUUGAAGAGUAAGGACGUAAUGUUGUCCGGCAUGGCUACCCACUUUGUUCCAAGCUCCCGCUUAGGAGAGCUUGAACUUGAGCUGUUUCACUGUAAAACUGAGGAUAUAGAGGCUCGUUUGAAUGCAUUCAGCGAGCCGCCGGGAGAAUUCUCUUUAACUCCUCUCUUAAAAGAUAUAGACCACUGUUUCUCUGCUAAUACCGUUGAAGAAGUCAUCGAAAGACUUACAAAAGUGGACAGUGAAUGGUCUAAAGAGAUGUUGCAGAUGAUGGCUCCGUUAUGCCCAACCAUGCUGAAGGUCAACCUUCGGAUGAUGCAACUUGGGAAGACCCUUGAUCUUAAGGAGGGUCUCCGGAUGGUGCACCGCGUUUUGUCUCGAGGUGUAGGUAGCUACAACGCACAGGAGGGGCUCAGGUCAGCCCUGGUGGGUGGAUUUACCCGAGUUUGA